CGGUUUACUAUUUAAGAUAAAGAAGUCUUUUCAUUUUUCCAAACAAGAAGCCAUGUCUUCAACUUGGACACUAACAAUUAUCCUCUUAGUCUCUUCUCUCCUUACCUUGUUGCCGAUCGUAACCGGCGAUGAAAACCACCAUCUCCACCCACUAGACCCUCUAACCCCAUCGGAAAUCAACCAGGUCCAAACCAUUAUCAAACAAACAUUCAACACCACUUCCAAAGACAACAUAACCUUCCAUUACGUAGGCUUAGACGACCCAGACAAACCAACUCUCCUCUCAUGGCUAUCCAAUAAUCCUUCCAACACAACACUUCCUCCUCGUCGAGCCUUCGUCAUCGUCCGGCUCGACCGAAAAUCCCACGAGCUCAUCGUCGAUUUAUCGUCCAAUUCAAUAGUCUCAAAAAAUGUUCACGAAGGCCAUGGCUAUCCUUUGUUUAAUUUGGAAGAGCAAAAACUUGCCCGUAUGUUACCACUAACCUAUGAACCAUUUAUCGAAUCGAUUAAUAAGAGAGGGCUUAAUGUAUCGGAGGUUGACUGCUAUGGAUUAACUGAGGGGUGGUACGGAGAAGAAAAUAGUAGAAGGGCGCUAAAGUUUACAUGCUUCUACAUGAAUGGAACAACUAAUUUUUUCAUGAGGCCAUUGGAGGGAAUAACAUUGGUGGUGGAUGUUGACGAACUAAAGAUAGUUGAGUACCAUGAUAGGGUUAGAGUUCCAUUGCCAAAGGCUGAAGGGACUGAGUACCGUUGGUCUUUGCUCAACCAACCUUUAGGUGAUCCACAUUUGAACCAUUUUUCCUUUGACCAACCUGAGGGUUCAGGGGUCAAGAUUGAAGGUCACGUUGUUAGAUGGGCAAAUUGGGAAUUCCAUUUGGGAUUUGAUGCAAGAGCUGGACCAGUUAUAUCGUUGGCAUCAAUUUACGACCGAGAGCAGGGAAAAUACCGUGCAGUAAUGCACAGAGGAUCAAUAUCAGAGCUGUUUGUACCGUACAUGGAUGAAACAGAGGAAUGGUACUACAAAACCGUAUUCGACGUGGGAGAGUAUGGAGCUGGUCAAUCGGCAUCUUCACUUGCUCCUUCAGCCGAUUGCCCUCCCAAUGCUGUUUUCUUUGAAGGUUACUUCGCUGGGAGAGACGGUAAGCCUGUUCAUGUGCCUAAUGCUAUCUGUAUUUUUGAGCACCAAUCUGGCAACAUUUUGUGGCGUCACACUGAAGCAGAACUCCCUGAAACUGUAACAGAGUCCAGGGCAGAGGUGAGCUUGGUGGUAAGGACAGUGAUGACUGUAGGGAACUAUGACUAUAUAUUUGAUUGGGAAUUCAAGCCAAGUGGCUCUAUUAAAAUUGGGGUUGGGCUAACCGGGAUACUAGGAGUAAAGGGAGCAGAAUAUACCAACACAGACCAAAUAAAAGGAGAUGUCCAUGGUGUAUUGCUAGCAGAUAAUGUUUUGGGUAUCAACCACGACCACUUCUUCGUCUUCUAUCUCGACCUCGACAUAGAUGGUGAAUCAAAUUCCUUUGUGAAAAAUAACCUUGUCACCAAACGAGUCACAAAUGAUAACUCACCCCGGAAGAGUUACUGGACCGUUGAGAGUCAGACCGCAAAAACUGAGUCUGAUGCUCGAGUUAAGCUGGGUUUAGAGCCAUCCGAGUUAGUUGUGGUUAACCCCAAUAAGAAAACCAAACCAGGAAAUAAUCAUGGUUAUCGUAUAAUUCCCGGUUCACUUUCUAGUAUUUCUCUUCUAUCAGAGGAUGAUUAUCCACAAAUUCGAGGUGCAUUUAGUAGAUAUAAUGUGUGGGUUACACCUUAUGAUAAAUCUGAAAAAUGGGCAGCUGGACAAUAUGUGGAUCAUAGCCGAGGUGAUGAUACCUUAGCAGUUUGGAGCCACAGGAAUAGAGAGAUUGAAAAGAAGGACAUAGUGCUGUGGUAUACAUUAGGUUUUCAUCAUGUGCCUUGUCAGGAAGACUUUCCGGUGAUGCCAACUCUUAGUGGUGGGUUCGAGCUCCGACCAACCAAUUUCUUUGAGAGGAAUCCAGUGCUUAAAGUGAAUCCUCCUACCACUAUGUAACAUGGUCUAGGUUCACUAAAAAAGCUUGGUUAAUUUAAUAUUAUAAAAUUUCCGACAACAAGGAAAGGGUACCAAAUUAUGAUAUUUCUUACAUGUUUUUAUUAUUCUAAUCAGCCAAGCUAGUAAUUAUAAGAUGAGAGUUGAUCUUAGUUCUUUAUUGCCA
Ziziphus jujuba (common jujube) is the source of this 2231-nucleotide messenger RNA. RefSeq names its product amine oxidase [copper-containing] alpha 2, peroxisomal. The coding region runs from base 53 to 2068 and encodes 671 amino acids. Lineage: Eukaryota; Viridiplantae; Streptophyta; Magnoliopsida; Rosales; Rhamnaceae. Gene Ontology annotation, molecular function: quinone binding; primary methylamine oxidase activity; copper ion binding. The transcript has 5 exons. The record is from RefSeq and is a predicted model, not a curated record. Gene Ontology annotation, biological process: amine metabolic process.